AUGUCCGACGCCGACUCCAAGCCGCCUCAGGCUCGCUCGCCGUCUGACCCCCCGCCCCCGCCUCCCCCCAAGCGGGGCUGGCGCGUCUGGGUCAUCUUCCUCGCUCUCUGCACCUCCACCUUCCUCGCCGCGCUCGACCUCGCCUCGGUAUCCACCGCGCUCCCUGCGAUCAUCCAUGAUCUCGACGGAACAGACUCCUUCGCCUGGGUCUCCUCAGCAUACACCCUCGCUUCCACUGCCGUCCUCCCCCUCAUCGGCCGUCUCGCCGACAUCUUCGGACGGCAGCGCGUUCUCUUGGUCUCCAUCCUCCUCUUCGCCAUCGGCUCCGCCAUCACUGGCUCUGCCCCGUCCAUGAACGUCCUCAUCGGUGGCCGAGCCAUUCAGGGCGUCGGCGCCGCGGGAAUCCAGGUCCUGGUGUCCAUCGUCACCGCCGACCUUAUCCCGCUCAAGGAACGCGGUAUCUUCCAAGCAUUCACCAACGCAACAUAUGCCUUUGCCUCGGUCUCCGGUCCCUUUAUUGGAGGCGUGAUUGCUGAGCGCACCACGUGGAGAUGGUUAUUCUACCUCAACUUGCCGCUCUGCGCGAUCUCGUUCGGCGUGGUCGCCGUGUUCCUGCAGCUGCGCAGGCCCCCGGUCGAAAGCAUGCGUGCCGCGUUCAUGUCGAUGGACUGGAUCGGCAACGCAAUCAUCAUCACCAGCUCGACGUCGUGCAUCAUCGCGCUGACUUGGGCAGGGGUGCAGUUCCCCUGGGUGUCGGCUCCGGUCCUCCUCCCGCUCAUUAUUGGCGUGAUCGGCUUCCCCUGUGCAAUUGCAUACGAUGCCUACGUGGCUGAACAUCCGGUCAUUCCGCUGUCAAUUCUGAACAAUCGCACCAGCUUGGGCGGGUACCUGGGCGCAUUUUUCCAUGGGCUUGUGAUCAACGCUCUUGGCUUCUACCUGCCCACUUACUUCCAAGCAGCCAAGGCCGCAUCCCCAAUUAUGUCCGGUCUCUAUUCCCUUCCAUCGGGACUUGUGAUCUCUCCCGCUGCGAUCGCCCAAGGCAUGCUCAUCAGCAAGACGGGCAAAUACCGCCUCAUUAAUUUGGUCGGAUGGUGCUUGAUGUUCCUGUCGGUCGGGUUGAUCUCCAUGAUCAAUGAGAAGACUCCCCAGGGAGAAAUAGUUCCGUUCCAGCUCAUCCUGGGUGUCGGUGCCGGGCUGCUGUACGCCACGACGUUCACGGUCCUCGCGCCGCUGGAACCCACCCAGAAUGCCUCCGCCCUCUCCUUCCUCCUCUUCGUCCGCACAAUCACUUCAUCCUGGGCGAUUGCAAUCUCGGCCACAAUCUUGCAGAACGAUCUCUCGCACAAACUUCCCCCAGAAUUCAUCGCGAUGGUCCCAGGCGGACACGAUUUGACGUACAGCUCUAUCCCGCUCAUCCCCUCGCUCCCUUCACCGCUUCAGGAAGAGGUCCGCGCCGCGUUCGCGUCGAGCCUGCAGCUCGUCUGGCGGGUGCUCCUCGCGUUCUGCGCCGCGGGCACGCUCUCGGUCGUGCUGCAGAAGCAGAUCGCGCUGCACUCGAAGAUGGACGACCGGUGGGGCCUCAAGGAGAAGGAGAAGAAGGACAGGCUCGACGAAGACGACGACGCGGAGAAGGCCGGCGCGGCUGCGCCCGCGCCCGCAGUCGGGCUGAGUAUCGACGCUCGCUCGGACGAGUCUAGACGGUCGCGCCUGGUGAAUGUAUCGCUUCAGCCAGUGCCCGAUACCCCGGCACCGGAGACGUCGUCGUUUGCUGUCGCUCAUUAG
Molecule: messenger RNA, 1782 nt
Organism: Epithele typhae
Lineage: Eukaryota; Fungi; Basidiomycota; Agaricomycetes; Polyporales; Epitheliaceae
Product: Mfs1.1
Exons: 12
Coding region: 1-1782 (593 amino acids)
Biological process (GO): transmembrane transport
Molecular function (GO): transmembrane transporter activity
Source: RefSeq, a predicted model, not a curated record